AUGUCCACGAACAUCGAGCUCGCCAUCUCCUCCCUCCUCCAGCGCGGCCUCCCCAUAUCCGUCUCAAACGUCCUCCUGGCCUACCUCCGCAUCCUCGGCUAUGCGCCGCCCGACGCGACCGACGUCUCCGUCCCGCACGAGGCCGUCGUCGCCUUCGAGCACGCUCUCGACAAGGAGCCCCGCGCUACUGCGACCAGUAAUGCGUUCCGCCCCCGCGCACAUCUCCCCGAGAUCACACAGCUCCGCAAGGACUACUGGCGCGAGCGCCUCGCCGCGCCCCCCGCCGCGCGCUGCACGUGCCCGUCCUGCGGGCACGUCGUGUCCUACCGCCGGGACAUGCCCAAAGAGUCGGAUGACGAGUGCGAGCCGAUAUCGGUGCCUGCGCCGAAGAAGCGCGUGAAGCGUUCUCCCCGUAGGUCGUGCACUGUUCUGCCCUCUGCGACGAUUGCUGACCGCGGUCGGCACUGUAGGGAAGGCCCAGGCGAAACGGGCAGCGGCGCGCCGUGGGGUGGCGUUCGCGAAGGGGCCGCUGGAUCCGUACGCCCCGUCGACGAGCACAUGCAUCUCAUGACUCUGUGUUCCAUUUCUGUUGCGCGGCAUACCGCACCUGGCGAUAACUAUGAGGCUGGUGGCCGGCCGUUUCGGAGUCUGAUGUGCUAG
Molecule: messenger RNA, 660 nt
Organism: Postia placenta MAD-698-R-SB12
Lineage: Eukaryota; Fungi; Basidiomycota; Agaricomycetes; Polyporales; Adustoporiaceae
Exons: 1
Coding region: 1-660 (219 amino acids)
Source: RefSeq, a predicted model, not a curated record